Molecule: messenger RNA, 2573 nt
Organism: Oreochromis aureus
Lineage: Eukaryota; Metazoa; Chordata; Actinopteri; Cichliformes; Cichlidae
Exons: 9
Coding region: 118-2031 (637 amino acids)
Source: RefSeq, a predicted model, not a curated record
AAUACAAGAAGAAGCAGUAGAAGAAGAAGAAGGCUGUAAGGCGGCGAGUGUUGUGUUGUGCGAAGCGUUCGUCUUUCACUCUUCCAUUGCGUUUAGAUUAUUCACUGUCUGCCAAAGAUGGUCCGAACGCAUUUUGGACCACCACGCUUAAAGCCCAGACCUUAUGGAGACAGUCAUGCUACUGGACACAAUGAAGGCAAUUACAACCCCAGUUCUAGAAGUCGAAGAGAUGCCCAGGGCUACCCUGCAAAGCCUCCACUUAACUGGAGGGAAUCCAGAGGUAGAGGACGACCCCCACCUGUCAGAAGAGUUCCUCUGAUGGGAGAGCAAAGGGAGCCACGUUUUAAUAACUGGAGGUCCCAAAAUCAGGAUUCCUUUCAACCGUACCAUCCUAAAAUGGAACCACACCAUAGCCAGAGACGGCUGCCUCCAUCUAGGCCAACCCGCUCCCCUCAAGUCCAGCAUCAGUCAUCAUCUCAUGGUCCUGCGCAAGGACAUCAUAGUCAGAGAGGUCCAUCUUUUCAUGGUCACCCCUCUGGUCACAGAUCAUCUUCCCCAAGGCAUUUUCGUGGCCACCCAGCUGAUAGGAGGCCAGGCUCUGCACCAGGCUACCAGGGAUCUUUUAAAGGCCCCAAAAGGCAUUCAGGCUUUCCUCAUCAGGAGCAGCGGAGUCGAGACCCUCGAGGGAAUUACAGUCCAAGAGAAAGGCCCACUCAGGAACACUCGGGUCACAACGUGAAGCGCUGGCACGAGGCUGGAUCAUUCUCACAUAAUGGGCAACAUGGGCCCUCGGGGUCACAGAGGAACCCCAGAGAGAUGCAUGCGAGAGGCUCGUGUACAGAGAGGUACAGCCGUGAAGCAGCAAGCCCAGCUGGGUGGUCAUCUGAGCAAGACUCCAGGCGCCAGCGUGGUCCCAUGGAGAGGCAGGGUAGCCGAUCCCACAGUAGAGAGAGGGCACAAGAUGUGCCUCACCCACCUCCUUACAGAUCCCCUUCAUGGAAAGGAGGCCCAUCACCUUCAUCCUCCUACCACAGGGGCCCUCAGGAGAGGCAAAUGGCAGGACCCCGCAAGAGGAGGAUAUCGGACAUCAGCAUGUCCUCCUCGGACGCAGCAAUGGAGCAUGGCAAUGCAAAACAGCCCCGGAGAAUGAGACCCCAACUGCUCAGCAUUCCCAGGCCAUUUGGUGGCAAACCCUUGUCUCUUAGGGAUAGAAGUUUCCUGGUUAAGAGCCGACAAGUCAAAGCAGAGUCACUCAUGAGGCUCAGAAUACCCCCAUAUGUGCGACCGAGGUUUCGCCUGGGUGAUUCUGCUUUACAAGGAAAUGCCAGCUCUGUUCUUGCUCUCAGGAAGAAACGUUUCCAAUUAAAUGCAGCACCCCUGAGAAAAGUGGAGACAAGAAGGGGAAAACCCCCACAGUCACUCCCCAGAGAAGAAAGCAGUGCCAACAAGUCUUCCAGAGACUCUGAUACAGGAAAAGAGCAGGUGGAGUCUCGUCGGUCCUUGAGCGCGCACAGAUCUUCUCCCAUAGAGAAACGUGAUCUUGUCGUUUUGUCGCACUGGCCACCUGGACCGAGCUCCUCCUCCAAGGACUGCUCACCUCCAAAGGGCCGCAGCCCAAAGUCAAAGAGUGAUCACAGUUCAGAUGCAGAUACCACACCACACAGACGUCUCUCUAAGUCAAGUGAUACCAGAUCUUCUCCUGAAGACAGAAAACAGGAAUAUUUGGAUAAGAGGGUCUUCAGGCCUGUUAAUAUGAUGCAUGACAGCUACAGACCUGGGAGACCCUUAAGGAAAGGACCCGGACCCGGACCCAUGCAAAGAACAAAGUUCACUGGUGGUCCACGGAAGAUGGACCCUGAAAUGUCUGGGAAUUUUAGAAGACCACUCAUGGAGAGCUUGGUGCCGCGUCCUUUUCCGAAUCAGAGACCAGUGUUCAGAAAGAGUUACAGUAUCGUGUCCAAAUACCGUAACAUGAGAGUGAUGCGUCAGCGCGCACCAUACAACCGAGGACCCAACCAGCAACGCUGGUGAUGACCACUAGUGAGUUGGGAAGCAUCAGUGGCUUCAAGUUUGAUACGUGCUUCAGAAGCAACACGUAAGAAGAUUCUGCUAACACGGAUGGAGAAAAAUUCUCAUCAAGCUCUGUGCUGUCAGGGGGACGGCAGAAAGCUUCACUACAAUCCCAUCCUGCAUUGUGAAAGCGUUUAUUUUGGUGUUUUACUUUGUUCUUUGUAAAAGUACUGCAGUAUUUUGUUUGACAUUGUCUGUAACAUAGGCCACUGUAUUAUACAUCCCUGCUUUUUCCUCUCUUCAGAUGAUUUGGUAAUUGCUGCUUGUGAUUAUGGGAGUCCUUGUUGGGGUUUUUUGUUUGUUUUUUAAUACCAACAGCGUCACAUUUCAGAUUUAAGUGCAAAAAAAAAAAAAAAAAAAAAAUCACUUUAGUAUCUGACUUUUACUGUCCAUAAAGACCCACGAUGAGAUGUCUUUGAUUAGAAAACAGUCUGUCAGUGGACACUUGGGUACUACUUGUAAAAUGUGUAAACACUUUCAAUAAAAUGAGAUUUAGCACUCAG